CACAGAGUUUAACAAGGCCAGCACGCACGUCCCGUAGAGCACCAGCCGCUGAGGGCGAGUCAUGCUGGGGGUCGGGAUCCACAUGGUUACCGUGUCCCCAGCUCUUCUCUUGGAGUCACCCGUACAACUCAGCAUUGGGAAUCAAAUUCUACAGUGCCAGACGUGUCCAGGCCCAUUUUCCAGAGCAUAUGCAUGAUCCAGAAGAGGAGCUGGAGAAUAUCAAAAUGUUUGGCACCAAUUCAACUCAUUGUAAGGCAUGGUGAUGGUCCCAUGUGAGAUUUUGAGUCAAAACUUUCUUGCAUCAAUAAAAGCAUCGAAGAUGAAAUGUGGCUGCAGGUCUUCCAGCAUGACAAUAAUCAUAAACACAACAAUGAAGGAGUGGCUCCCUCAAAGCAUUUCAAAGACAUUGAGUGGCCUUGCGAGUGUUCAGACCUCGACCCCAGAGAAAAUCUGUGGAGUAUUGAAAGCCUGUGUUGCCCUUCGACAGCCCAAAAAUAUCACACAGACAUCUCCGUGGAGGAAUGAGCCAAAAUAUCAAAUACAGUGUGAAUGUCCGGUGAAGACCCACAGUAAACUUUUUCUCUUAUGAUUUUAAAUUCUAAUUUAUUUUCUUCUCGAUGAUUUGUUUUAAUUAUUCAAAAAUUUCAGGGUUAUUAGCAGCACUCUUCAAGAAUGGGUGUCAAAUUUACAAGACAUUUAUUUUCAUUUGCAUGGACUUAAGUCCUGGUGCGAGUGCUUUUGCUACCUCUAUUUUGUUCGAUUGUACACAACCUGUGUGAGCUACCGAGUGUAAGCUACAUGAAAGAUACAUCAAUGACAGUAAUGCAAAAUCUUCCUCCCUCACUAAUCAUCAUCCAAGCAGGUGUUCAUUUAUGACUUUUCCAAGCAGAAUCAUUUGAUGUUCAAAGGAGGCGAGUGCAACGUCUCAUCAGCGAACUGUCAAAUACUGCACUGUAGCAUAUGCGCAAGGACACGGGCCUCAAUCCAAGCCUCAAGGUUACAAGUGUAUUGUUUACUUUUUCCCCACUCAUGUUGUGGCUUUUACGUUGCCCUGACCUGGCUCAUAACCCAAGUCGACAGCCUAUAAAGAAGAAGCGCUUGUGCUUGUGCAGCUUCAUUGCAGCAUUUGUGUCCGUCUUAUUUUCAUCGACCUUCUUAUGGAGCUGAUGUCUGCUUGUGAACGGACCACGACUGUGGUAGACUUGGAAGCGAUGGCGGCGGAACUGGCCCCUGCUUCCCGGAAUGCAACCGUGGGGGCAUCAGUUGGGAUUUCCGUGGCAACCGGAAGUUUGCUUUUACUCAUCUGCCUGCUGCUGGUGGCUUGCGGGUACACGGACAAGCGUCGAGUACCAGGUCCAUAUUUUUGCCUGGGAUUGGGGCCGCUUCUGUCAUACCUGAGAUUUAUUUGGACGGGCAUAGGCACAGCCAGCAAUUACUACAACGACAAGUAUGGUGACAUUGUCAGAGUUUGGAUUGAUGGAGAAGAGACGCUCAUUCUCAGCAGAGCAUCGGCAGUGCACCACGUUUUAAAGCAUGGACAUUACACCUCACGGUUUGGCAGCAAAUUAGGACUGAGCUGCAUCGGGAUGAAUGAGAGAGGGAUUAUAUUUAACAACAAUGUCACCCAGUGGAAAAAAAUACGUACCUAUUUCACCAAAGCCUUGACGGGGCCGGGCCUUCACCAGACCUUGGAGGUGUGCGUGUCUUCCACGCAGAACCACCUGGAGCACUUGAGGAAGGCUGUGGGAGGAGACGGGUUGACAAACGUGGAUGUCCUCAAUCUGUUGCGCUGCACUGUGGUCGACAUCUCCAAUAGACUCUUCUUGGAUGUGCCCUUCAAUGAGAAGGAGCUGAUGCAGAAGAUUUUAAAGUAUUUUGAGACAUGGCAGACAGUCCUGAUCAAACCUGACGUCUACUUUAAGUUUGACUGGAUUCACCAAAGGCACAAGUCGGCAGCCCAGGAGCUCCAACAUGCCAUUGAGGACCUCGUGGAGCAUAAAAGAAGAGAAGUGGAGCAAGCAGAGAAACUAGACAACAUCAACUUUACUGCCGAGCUCAUAUUCACACAGAACCGUGGCGAGCUUUCCGCUGAGAACGUGACUCAGUGCGUGCUGGAAAUGGUGAUCGCCGCACCGGACACUCUUUCGGUCAGCCUCUUCUUCAUGCUGCUGCUUCUCAAACAGCAUCCACAUGUGGAGCUGCAGCUGCUCCAGGAAAUAGACAGCGUCAUGGGUGAGCGACCCCUGCAAAAUGAUGACCUUCACAAGCUGCAAGUUCUGGAGAGCUUCAUCAAUGAAUGCUUGCGCUUCCACCCUGUGGUGGACUUCACCAUGCGGCGUGCACUGUGUGACGACGUCAUUGAUGGCUACCGUGUCCCAAAGGGCACAAAUAUCAUUCUGAACACCGGCCGCAUGCAUCGCACAGAGUUCUUCCCCAAACCCAACGAAUUGAAUCUACAAAACUUUGAAAAGAAUGCGCCACGUCGUUACUUCCAGCCAUUUGGAUCGGGCCCUCGAGCAUGUGUAGGCAAACACGUUGCUUUGCUCAUGAUGAAAUCAAUCUUGGCGACGCUGCUCUCCCAGUAUUGCGUGUUCCCUCAUGAGGGUUUGACUCUGGACUGCCUCCAGCAGACCAACAACCUCUCCCAGCAGCCUGUUGCGCAUCAGCAGGACAGCCAAAGUCUCGCCAUGACUUUCUUACCCAGAAAGAGAGGACACUGGGACCCUCGUUGAGACUUUUUGCUUGCCUUUUCCGUUUCCAGACAUUUAUAUAGUGACUACAUAAGUACAGUACAAUAUUGCUUACUUAUUCAUUGAGUUCACCUUAUUCAAUGUAAACAAUUACCAAGUGGAUAUAUUACAUACAUUGAGCUACUAUGUGUUUUACUGUUGCAUGGCUGUACAGAUCUUAAUUGUGCUGUUUUGGUAACAUGUAUCACUAUCAUAUAUUAAACUGUAUAUUAUUAUUAUAUUUUUCACUUUCAAUAAAUUAUUACUGAAUAA
Molecule: messenger RNA, 3002 nt
Organism: Syngnathus acus (greater pipefish)
Lineage: Eukaryota; Metazoa; Chordata; Actinopteri; Syngnathiformes; Syngnathidae
Gene: cyp19a1a
Product: aromatase
Exons: 10
Coding region: 1158-2732 (524 amino acids)
Molecular function (GO): monooxygenase activity; heme binding; iron ion binding
Source: RefSeq, a predicted model, not a curated record